AAAGAUGACGUAUAAACAAUUUUGGGUAAAUUCGCCGAAACACUGGUUGUUUUGUAGAGUGGUGAAGUGAAGUCUGGGUUACCGCUGUCUGCCCCGUUUUUCCCAACAUUCGAUGCAGUUUCCUCAGUAAUUUCGAGCGGACAGAUAGAGAGCGAACGAUUGAGCAGCAUAUACGGGGUCGUCAUGCAGCUACGGUACGCUCGGGUCGGUGCGGCCGCAUCGCUGCUGGCCCUGGUGAUGGUGCUGCAAGCGAUACCUCCAACUAGCGGCCACGGUUGGGGCUCGGAAGAUAUGGAACUGUUCGAUCUGGUCGAGGAGGUGAAUGAAAAUUUCUACACCCUGCUAAACAUCAACCAGACGGCAACGCUGGCCGAAAUAAAGCGCGCGUUCCGGACACUCUCGGUGGUGCUACAUCCGGACAAGAACGAUGCGGAGGAUGCGAAUAUUCGGUUCCGCAACCUGGUCUCGGUGUACGAAAUUCUAAAGGACCCGGGAAAGCGCGAAAAGUACGACAAGGUGCUGAAGGAGGGUAUGCCGAACUGGAAGUCGGCACUGUACUACUACCGGCACGUCCGGAAGAUGGGUAUGGUCGAGAGCGCUACCAUAUUGUUUGUCGUCAUCACCGUGAUGCAGUACUUCGUCGCUUGGGCGGCGUAUAUUGAGAAGAAAUAUACAGCGGAACAAAUUGUAGGAAGUAAGCUCAAAAAGCUAAACAAGAAGAAACAGACCAACGUACAGCUGGAAGAGCUGAUCAGUGAAAUCCCUUUGCCUAGCAUUAAGAACACGCUACCGUGCCAAAUUCCGGUGUGGGUUUGGAACACCGUAACAGGUACGCCCGCUGCCAUUCGCAUGAUGUUCGAGCUUUAUUCGCAGCAGAAGAAACAGAAGGAGGAGGAAUUGCAACGCGAGAAGGAGGAGAUCGAACUGCAAGCAUCGCUCGAAGAGCAACGGGCAAGGGAUAAAGAAAACCGCAUCCUACGUAAACGAUCGAAAAAAAUGAUUGUGCCGGAGAAAACGGACGAAGAACUGGCCGCGUACAGUCAGCGCAUUACCAAACCUUCGGCUGACGGUGCCACAGACAAGAGCGCACACACACCUUUGCCCCAGUCGGGCGGUCUCUGGACAGAGGACGAUCUAACAGAGCUAGUGCGGCUGGUAAAGAAAUACCCGGGCGGUACCAGCAACCGGUGGGAAGUAAUAGCGGAGCUAAUGCAGCGAAGUGUUGAGGAAAUUACCUACAUGGCAGCAAAGAUGAAAGAUUGUGGGUACCGGCUUCCCCACCAGUCCAACGGUACGAAUGCGUCCGAUGCGGGACAGCCAGCCCAAGGUGUAACCACCGCCAAGGUGAAGACGAAAACACGCGACAGCGGUCCGACCGAAACGGCAACCAGCAACUGGACACAGCAACAGCAGCAAGCGCUCGAGGUUGCGAUACAAAAGUACCCGAAAUCGGCUAACUACGACCGGUGGCAGAAGAUAGCGAACAGUGUGCCGGGCAAAUCGAAGGAAGAGUGUGUCGCCCGGUACAAAUAUUUGGUGGAGCUGGUAAAGAAGCAGAAAAGUGCCAACCCGGCGGAUGAAACGGCGCAGGAGAAUAAACCGGCGGACGAACCUACACUGAAGGAGGAUGAGAAAGGUGCGCACGAGGGAGGUGUCGUUGCACCGUCGCACAGUGAGGAUGCAGUGGAGGACGAUGAUGGUGUAUCGCAAACAGCAGCAGCAGCAGCAGCGGGUGGAAAGAGCCAGUCUAAGAGUAAACGACGGGAGCGUAAGAAAGCGAAAGCUUAUUACAGCUAUUCGGACGAUUCGGAUAUGUCCAACGAAGUUGAAGAAAUAUAAGGGAGAAGAAAAAAAAAACCCACAACUUGCCACCCAUCGGCUAUGGGGGAACAAAAAAAAAAAUAGACGUGCGAAGCGAAAUGUAACGACUCUUAGCAUGUGGUUUUUCUUCCGUUCUUGAAACUCGUUCUUACUUCUCUCUCCGGGUCUGUCUUUUCUCUCUUCGAUGCAUGAAUGUUGUUAUUGUUUUGAAGCGUGGUAGAAUAAAUAAUGUAUAAGAAGCCGGUCAUACGAGCGAGAAUAACCAA
Molecule: messenger RNA, 2087 nt
Organism: Anopheles stephensi (Asian malaria mosquito)
Lineage: Eukaryota; Metazoa; Arthropoda; Insecta; Diptera; Culicidae
Exons: 3
Coding region: 184-1839 (551 amino acids)
Cellular component (GO): endomembrane system
Source: RefSeq, a predicted model, not a curated record